This is a messenger RNA of Phlebotomus papatasi, 969 nucleotides long. Its product is annotated as keratin, type I cytoskeletal 9-like. Bases 70 to 831 code for a protein of 253 amino acids. The transcript has a single exon. Lineage: Eukaryota; Metazoa; Arthropoda; Insecta; Diptera; Psychodidae. The record is from RefSeq and is a predicted model, not a curated record.
CUUCCUUCCGUUAGACAUCAACUCUUACUUUCGCGAUCUUUUUCUCUGUACUCUGUGCAAAUAAUAAAAAUGUUCACAAAAAGUGUGCAAAUCGCAAUUUUGCUGACGAUCUCCUCUGCGAUCGUUGCGGGCAGUGGUCAUGGUGGUGGAAGUGACUUUGGUGGAGAUUUUGAUGAGAUUCACAAGACUGGAGGAAAGCUCGAGCAUCUGGGUACAUAUGUCGGCAAGCAACACAGUCCACCAAAGAUCAUCAGGAUAACAAAGACUGUGGCUGUCAAGGUGCCAGUUCCUGUCCACAUUCCCAAGUUCAUCAAAUAUCCCGUCCCAUUCCCGGUACAUGUGCCCAAGAUCAUUAAGGUCAAGGAGCACUUCCCAUUCUCAGACAAGGAGUCCCAUGGAGGUCAUGAGAAUUUUGGGGCUCAGCUGGGUUCUGGAGAAGGUGGUCACUUUGAGGGUGGUCAUGCCCUUGGUGGAUCUGCUCAAGGUGGACAGGAGCACCAACUCAGCGGAGGUGAUGCUAGUGGACAUGGAGGAGAAGCCAGUGGAUCCUAUCAGCAUGAAGAAUUCAGCCACAGUGGAUAUGGAAAUGGUCUUGGGGGUGAUCUUCAACAAUCUUACGGAGGUGGUGAAUCUUACGGAAGUGGUGAAUCCUACGGACAAGGAUACGAACACCAAGAGAGUCAGGCUGCUCCAGUAAACUAUCAAUUCAUCUCCCAAGGAGCAUCUUCUGGCCAUGAUGGUUCUGGUUACCAAAGCACCGGGGGAAUUCACGAGGUUCCCGCUCCACUCUUCAACGGAGGAUACAGCCAAGAAAGCCACGGAUAUCACUAGAUCUCUUCACUAAAUGUGAAUUAUCCUCUUGUUAAAUUUUCUACAAAUCUCCUAAGAAUCUCUCUGGGGCGACGCUCUCAGAUUCCAUGUUCCUCAUUGUUGUUAUAAAUUCUUAUUUAAAUAAAAACACUGUUUUUU